CGGACCGAAAUUGUACCAUUUGUGUACUUAAUAUAGUAUAAAAAAUAAUUGCUGAAGGUAUAACUUAUUUAUAAAUUAGUUCAUAUAAUAUAAUAAAAUGUCAAAUGAAUUAUUUUUUUUUUCAUAUGGUGCUUUUUGUCUGGGAGUGGCCUAAUUUGGAAACAUGCUUGGCAGAAUUUGUAUUUGGUAUAAUUACCAUCUAGCUAAUAAUGUAUUUAGAUUAUUUGUAUUAAUUGAAGACUUACCUACUGUUAUUAUAGAGAAACUAUUGAUAGUUGAGAAUCAAUAUUAUUUGGAAAUGGAUCAAGUUCGCAGGCAUCUCCAGAUCAGAUCUCAUCUAUCUCAGAUUGAUAGAGCAGAAGUUACCAGUACUAUACAAAACUAUGUUGGUAUACUUAAUGAGAAUGGAGAUUUAUCCAUGUUUUUACGAAGAGCAGGCCAUCUUAUGGAUGGUUAUUAUCGAAAACAAGUUCGACCGCAACCAUUGGAACAGUAAUUAAUGUGUUUGCCACUAGCCAGUAACUUUUAAUAUGACUUGAAACAAUUUUAUUCAUACCAAUUGUAUACCAUACCAAUUUUAUUUUUAUAUAAUGUUUAUACACAAUUACUUGUAAAUAAUUUAAUGUAUACCUCUUUUAUUGUUAUAACUUUUAUAUGAAAUUACUUAUGAACAAUUUAAUUUAUACAACUUUUAUAAAUAAUGACUUGUAAAUAUUCAAGGCUGUUAACUAUUAUUUUUAACUCAUCAAAUGUGUAGGGGAUACUGAGUAAAUAGUUAUAAGUUACCCUUAUGAAUAUGUAAUAUUAUAACCAUUAAUUUUUUUACUUAUUAUAUUUAUAUUAACAAUUAAAUAUGUACUACUUAGUACCUACUUAUAUAUAUAUAUCAUUGUAUAAGAAAAACGAUUCUGAGCCAGGACAGUCAG
This is a messenger RNA of Aphis gossypii (cotton aphid), 926 nucleotides long. RefSeq lists its product as uncharacterized. Bases 164 to 496 code for a protein of 110 amino acids. The record is from RefSeq and is a predicted model, not a curated record. Lineage: Eukaryota; Metazoa; Arthropoda; Insecta; Hemiptera; Aphididae. The transcript is spliced from 3 exons.